AAGACAUCAGGAAGGAAAAAAAAGUGUGAACUGCGAAUGUUGCGUGGGGCCACUCUCGUCCCCCGCGGUCGUUCCGUUUAUACCGGACGGUUUUAACGAGCGCCAGGAUAACGAGAUACUUCUCUGGUAUCGACCGCUCUUCCGCGAUCUCAAUACUCAUUAUCGCCCAACCACAUAGCUCCGUCUGAGAUAUAACCAUUGCCUUGCGAUAAACACACCGGCGAGCUCGAGUGGCAAGAUGAUAAAAGCGAAAUGAGUGACACACUCAAUACCGUCAUAAUGGAGACUUCAUACGCCGAGUCCGAAAAUUGUUUGAAGGUGGGUUCGUCCUCGCCGAUACUGAAUGUGGCGCGGCAGGACUCGGGCGUACCGGAGGAUCUCGCUUCGCCUCUCAAUGGAGAGGAGGAUCCGGACCUCACUAUGAACAGCGACUGCAACAUCACCGUCAUUCACAUCAGCGAGUCGCAGAGUAACAAAACAAGCGACAAGUCACUGGCCGAGAAUAAGGACAGCAAGGAUGGCAGUGACAGUGGCGUCGAGGGUUGCGCGACAGAGGUUCCAAGAGAACGCAAUAGAAAUAGCGUUGACUACACGAGCAGUUGCGGUGGCCUGGAUGAGGCUUCUUGCGAUUCUAGCCUCGUCAGUUGUUGCUCGGUGUACGAAGACGCAUGCGGAUCCACGUUGCCAGAUGAUGUACGACUAGGUGCUACUGGCGGCGAAGGUACGAGCGAAGGUGGCAGUGAGAGCUCAUCCAUCGCUGGCAGCGUAUCUGUUCGAACAAGUCGCAUGAACGUGAAGAGAACCGCAACGACGUCCAAUUCGGCUAAGAAGAAGAUUACAAGUAGUACCGAUUCACAGAAGUGCGCUCGUACAAAACCAACGAACAUGACAUCGAGUAUGAGCUUGAACGCAACGACGCCACGAUCCAAGUCACGAACAGCAACUCCUAGAAACAUAAUGACCAAGUCUCAAGGCGCGAGCAGGGAACGGGACCAUCGACCACGAUCGAGGGAGAAAUUAAACGCCCGAGGAGAAUCGAGCUCUUCACUCAUUGCGGAUAUCGCCAAGACGCCUGUUAGUAGUCGUGGUACGACGACGUAUGGCUGUCGAUCCAGCAGUAAUGUAAUGUCUAGUUCUAUAACUACUCCCACUGCGGCCUCAAUUGCGAGGACAAGGACGAGAGUGCUGCCUGACUCGUUGCCGUCUGCACUGACCACGGAGAUCAACAAGGAUCUGGCGCAGCGUAGUGGGAGAAUUGUCAGGAACGAUUCGUCGAGGUCGAGAACCGCGUCGAGUACACGCCUGACGCGCACGCCUGCGUCCACGCCAUCCGAGGAAACGAAAAUGAAGAUACCGUCCAUGUCAACGCCUCGCACUCAGUGUGUGAAAAGUACCGCUUCACGUUCUGAUAAAGCUGUUGGCCAAGAUAAUAAGGCGCUUGACACGUAUGCAACGUUGCCACGUAGGAACAGAAAUAAACUGACAAUCUCGAAAACCGGAGAGAAGACGGAUAAGACGGCCAGAAGUAGAUCUGGAAGUCGAGACGUCAGUCUCAGCAGAAUCGUUGAGAAGAAAAGUAUUAUAGGCAGAGAUCCAUCUUCCAUUCAUAAAAGCUUGCCGCCGUAUCCUAGACAAAGAAUCAUUGAGAAGACUCGUAUAUAUCACGAAACCAGCGCGCAGACCGGCUUAACUGGACAAGACAUCGAGAAAGUAAUGUCCGGGCAACCGAGCACUAUCACCGGACCCGAGGUCAUUGAAAGACUACACAAGGAUUGCCAAACGGAGAAUACUUGGGACGAUGUGCAAACUUUGCAGGAUAACUUAAAACGCUUGAACGAGGAAAGCAGCAAUUUGCGGGAGGAGAAUGAGAAAUUAAAACUUAAAUUGGCUGAAACAAAUCGUCUUUUAGAGGAAGAACGGGCCGAUCACGCGUUUGCGCGUCAGGAACUUGAUAGGAACGCGCAGCGGGUACUGGCUAUGCUAGGUACGCCGCAAUCGGAACACGCAGAGGGCAGCGACAGCUUUCUCGAGCUCGAAUGUCAUAUACAAUCCUCAGGACAAGUUGUUGCUAAUCAGCAAGUCGAAAUAGCCGAUCUACAAUCACUGUGUCGUAUGUUAAACCGGGAUUUGGACAAGAGUCUAGCCGCGCAGAAAGCCUUGCUACAACAACAACAAGAAUUAGAAGCUGAAUCAGCUGAAAUGCAAGAUUUCCUUCAAGAAGAAAAGGCCACCUUGGUGGAUGCACUUAAGGACGCCGAAGUGGAGCUCAAGAAAAAAGGGGAAGCUUUAACUCAAAAAGAGACAGAAUUAGAAAGACAAAUGGAGGAGUGUAAGCAUUUAGUGCGAAUUAGCGAACAAAGAAGGCAAGAGAAUUUAUCAAUGAGUCUAAAGUUGAAUGCCGUCGAACGAAGAAGUAGAGAACUUUUACUGACUCAGGGCGCUGCUAUGUCUGGAGCAGCUGUAGCCCUUUCCGGACUUAGCACCAGAUUGGAAGGAUUAAUAGAUCAACUAAUUGCUUCUUAUAAUAUUUCGAUAAAAGAUCUUGAGGACGUCAUAUAUCAUAACGAAGCGUACAGUAGAAGUAACAGUAGCGUGGAGUCUAGUCCAGUUAGUUCUAAACAGAGUUUAAAGGAACGCACGCCGAGCCCGAAAAGUGGAUCCUUUGUUUCCGCGGUGAUUAGUGCAAUUAGAAACGCUGCGACACAUCCCUUUGCGGCGAGAAACAUCGAUAAAAAGUCUAGUCUAGAUUCGUCUAAAAUUUACAAAGACCUAAGCAUGGAAUCAUCAUCUGACUUGCUCGAUUUUGAAACCGAACCAUGUUUGAUGAUGGAAAGCGUUUUAGAAGACGUACCUUUACCGGACACAUACUCGCAUAAUAUGGUAUCGAGCAGCGAUUCUCUCCGCAGAGCACUGAGUUUCCCCGAAACGUCGGACGAGCAUAUAAGGAAGACAAAGUACAGCGAUGAGUGUACUAGUCUGACAAAUCUCACCCAGGCAAUCUUACAUCGUCGUAAGGUGGAAGACGAGGGUGACGAUGAUUGCGAUUCUGUGAGCGAAUCUGACACCGGGAUCAAUGACGGUCCUGUACCAUUGACGGAUUACUGUCCAUCUGUAGAUCUUGUCGAUCAAGUGAUCGAGGUGGACAAUCUUGUUACCAAACUUCUGAAAGUACUACGAAUCAUACAGCUUGACAACGAUACAUGUAUACAGGAACUAAAAGAAGAGAAGUCUAACUUGGAGAUAAAAUUAGAAGCCACCAUAACGGAGCUGAACGAGCUUCGCAAAAUUAUCGAUAACCUUCAUCAAUCACCCGAAGAAGUUCUGAACAAUGUACCGGAUCGGCGACGUAGCGUCGUGGAGAAUUGCCGAAUUUUGCUCAAAGAGGUAAUAGCUGGCGAUGUCGCCGAUACGUUUUUAUAGUGUGCUUCUUUGACGCUACUGCCAUAUCUCCGACAUAAAUUAUUGUCUUUCGUAAAAGAGAUGUCAAAUGAUAUAAUUCCUCCUGUAAGCGGAUAAGGAGAAAUUGAAAUUUGAUGAGGCCGUACUUGCUAUUAAUAGCAGUCUCGGCGAAAUAGACUGAGGAUCUCGACUGCGAUCGGAGUGACUUCCGCUUAAUAUUUUAAAAUCUCUUAUUAAUUUUUUAUAUUCUUCUUAUUAUAAAUGAUUUCAAUUCCUAAAAAUAUCCAUGUCAAUUUUGAGAGUCUGAAUUGUUAUAUUAAACAUCAACGAACAUUUUAUUUAAAAAAUGGGAUUUUUAAUUUCAACGUGAAAACAAUUUUUAAAGAAUUUUUAAAAGCAUGUGAAUAUGAAUUACAUAUAAUUUUCUUUUUUUUUUUUUGAGACUGCGUAUUUUUUAUCCGCGUUGUAAUAUUAAUUGCAAGCUAAAUACAAUGCUGUACAUGUGUAUACUAAUAUGACGUUAUACGCCGAGAUUGCAAAGAAUCAAAUUGGAACAAAUACAGGCUCGUUGUUGUUUCUAUAAAACAAUGUACAAAAAAAAAUAAAUAAUUCUGGUUAAAAUUACAAUCAAUUAUAGCUAAUUACGUAGCAUGUAGAAGGAUAUCAGAAGAUAUUUUAUUUUACUGAUUUGCUUUUUUUUAGCAGCAUUGGGCAAAAUACAUUUACGAAUAAUGAAUAACGAUUUUAAAUAUUUAUAUAUUUAUAAAUGUAUUAGCGCAUAUAAAAUAUAUGUUUUAGAUGUCUAAAUUAUAUUUACGUCUCAUUAAAUAUAUUUAACAUAUUUAAAUACGUUUUGUAAUACGCUACUAUACUUUUUGUGAAAAUACAAAAUUGUAAAUCAUUAUUCAUUAUUCCUGAAUAUAUUGUAUUCAAUGCUGAUACCCACCGAGUUGAUCAUAGAUUUUUAUAUUCAAUGCGUAAAAUGAUUCUUCAGUGUGUGAAAUUAUUAGGUUCAUAAGUAAAAGAUUAAUUUUAAGUUCUUUCAAUCAAGAUAGACAGGGUAUCCUACAUUUAAGAUAAUAGCAAUUAAUGGAGAAUACAACAGGUAUAUGGUAUCAUAUGCUAUCACAUAUGCCAUCAUAUAAAACAAAGAAUGAAUUGAAAUGAUAGAAUUUGGAUACCUUUUAUUGUGUCUUCGAUCAACACAUGUAUUAUCAUAAUCACAUCCGAGAAGAUAGUAAAAUAUUUUAUGACAAAUCUCGUAUAUAUAAAAAUACUUUGAGAAGCUUUUCAAUAGAUGAGGAUUAGAGAAAACAUUUGUGCGAUCAUUUUUGUAUGUUUGUGUGUGUAAUUUAUUUUUUUGCGAAUGUAUAUACAUUAAUAUCUGUAGGUUUUGUUGUCUGAGAUUUAUAAUAACUUCUUGCUCAGUGAAACCAAAGUUGAGAUUUAUUAUAAACGUGUAGACAAAGUUUCCUCUAUCAAAAUGAAGCUUUGCUUGAACAUAGUUUUAAACAUAGGAACAUUGUGAUGAUACACCAAACGAUAACACAUAUGUAUUUUAAUGUUUAAUCCAAUAAAUUUUCAUAUAUUGAGAGACACAGAUGCAUAUAAAUUUAUUAUAUUAUAUUAUACAUUUAACUUUACAUAUAAAAAUUAAAGAUUAUACGUAAUGCACAUGAAAAAUUCGCAAAUAAUCAAUAUAAAAUAUAUAUUCAAUAUAAGAAAUCGCGAGAUUGACAUUUACGAUUGGUUUAUAAACAUAUGAAUAAUAAUUGUAUUGUGUGCUGUGACACUAAAUCAAAAUAUAAUUGUGGCUAACGACAAAGCAAAUAUUGCAUUUAGCCCGCUUAACAUGUAAAUACAUAUGUGGAUAUAUACUGAAACAUAAUUGCCUGUUACAUUGUACGAAUAAGGCCAGUGAAAUCAUCAUUUCUGUAAUUUUAUGUAUUUUUUAAAAGCCAUCUUUUAAGUUACAGAGAAAUGCGCUGGAUAACGCUAAUAUUAACGCGUCCCUUUAUUGCUAUCUAGACACCAUAUAAAUGCGUGGUACGACAUCGAAUUGGUCAUCAACCAUACACGUUAUAUUCUACGAGUACUCAUCCAUCAUCCCUGUAGAUGCAGAUAUCCUAUACCUAUGGAGAGAGCAUGGUUCUUUUUAAACAUCUCAUUUUAAAUGAUUGUAAUUUGUGAAACGCAGAAUGCGCAUAUUGUGUUGAAAGAAAAGGAAAAUACCGUUUUCUUAAUAUAUGCUGGCGAAACAUUAUAUGCGUAUUGGAAUUGUGAGCAUCGGGGAGUCGUUUUAGUGUACGUUCAUGUUUCGCACAUGACGUAUGCUACGUAUCAAAGGCGCCAAGAAAUUCGCCAACCGUACAGCUGGUUGUCUGGAACAUAAAAAGGGUUACGUCGAGAAAGUGUACACUGAAUUAUUUUUAUAAUUAAAACGUUGAAGAUUACGCGUGGUAUCAUUCGCAAUAAGAUCGCAAUUAAGAUUAAUAUGAUUAUAAUUAAUGCCAAUAAAAUUAAUUAUCAAGA
Molecule: messenger RNA, 5931 nt
Organism: Solenopsis invicta (red fire ant)
Lineage: Eukaryota; Metazoa; Arthropoda; Insecta; Hymenoptera; Formicidae
Gene: corn
Exons: 11
Coding region: 253-3420 (1055 amino acids)
Source: RefSeq, a predicted model, not a curated record